GAAUGUUGAAUACGAAGGGAGCAGGAAGUUAGCAGCGGUGGACGGUUGUCUUUCACGAGUUUGAGGGAAAUGAAUUGAAAGGAAUCUUCUGGUAGAGCGCAUUUGUAGCGAAUGUUCCCUCAGCGUCUAAACACGCGCUUUCCUUUUUACCAUUGCAAAUUCGACUUCCAAUUCCUUUUUGACAUUUGAGACGUUCGCAAACACAUUGAGAUUAAAGGAAUCGAUAAGCGAUCCAGCGAUCGAAGGAAGAAUAGGAUGCCCGAGAUGGACGAGGGCGAGGUUAUAGAACAACCUCUGACGGCCAUAGCAGAGGCGUUUGAGGAGCUGUCGAAGUGGAUGAAGGAGAAUAGCGACGGCCGCCACAUUCGCCUCGACAAUUUCUGCGAGGUCGCCUCUCUCGUCUCCGUUCUCUUCCGUUGUCUCGGCCUCGCUUUCAAAUUCGCUGAAUUGGAAUACGUCGCCAAGCUAGAAGGACUAUUGGAAGCAUCAAAGACAUGUCCCACUCUACAAGAUAUUCUUGAAGUUGAUGUUGGCAAUGAUACAGUGAAAACCUCUGGAAGCUAUUCCCGUAAUCUGCGUAGAGUUCGGCAGGGUCUUGAUCUCGUCAGAGCUAUAUUCGAACAACUUUUGUCUACUGAAGAUUCUUCUCUAAAAGACGUGGCUUCAACAGCUUAUGGGCAGGUAUGUGCACCAUACCACACAUGGGCGGUACGAACAGCUGUGUACGCUGGGAUGUAUACACUUCCAACGAGAGAACAACUUUUGAUGAAGCUCAAUGAAACAGAGCAAUCAGCCGAGAAGAAGAUGAAAAGGUAUAUUGCUGCCUCACUUCCGAUUAUAGAAUACAUUGAUAGUCUGUACCUUUCUCGAAAUAUUACGUUGGACUGGUGAGUUUAUAAAAAGAAAAGAGAAAAUCUACCAAGUUGAAUGCCCUUUCUGUUUAUUAGAAGGCAGUGUCGUGGCUCCGUUGUUGUAUAUAUCAGCAACCUAAGUACACAUGCUUCGUUUUUUGUACUAUAUAUAUAAAAGAUGUAAUUAUGUUAGUUCUACUCAACGGCUCUUGGCCCUUUAGAGAUACCAAAUAGAUUUGUACUAAAUUACUAACAAAAUGCAUGUGAAAUUUUCAGCUGGUUUUUA
Vigna angularis (adzuki bean) is the source of this 1137-nucleotide messenger RNA. RefSeq names its product ACD11 homolog protein. Gene Ontology annotation, biological process: ceramide transport; intermembrane lipid transfer. Gene Ontology annotation, molecular function: ceramide 1-phosphate binding; ceramide 1-phosphate transfer activity. The record is from RefSeq and is a predicted model, not a curated record. Gene Ontology annotation, cellular component: cytosol; cytoplasm; membrane. The transcript has 4 exons. NCBI's taxonomy places the organism in Eukaryota, Viridiplantae, Streptophyta, Magnoliopsida, Fabales, Fabaceae. The coding region runs from base 256 to 891 and encodes 211 amino acids.